GAGAGAGAGGCACGCUGUGGUGGGAGAGGAUAGGGGAGCGAGGCGGGAGAGAAAAAGAAAGAAGAGGGAAGGAGGAGAGGUCUGGACAAGCGGAGGGAACAGGAAUGUCACAGCAAGUUAAGUCCGACGGCAUGCAGCCUCAGCAACAAUCAUUGGAGGCCGGAGGCAGGCAGGUCGAUUGGCAGCCAAGUCGCAGGCCGGAUGAUGGAUCAAAUGGGGAAGCGCAGCGAUGGGCUGAGGCUAGAACAUGACAGCGCUGGGUGUCCUCCGUAUUGUCGGAUCGGAUCUAAUAAUAAUAACGAUGCCAGCGAUCCUGAAACCAGAGUGCAACAAAGCUGUUCGGGCCGGGCGAAGUUGCAACACGGGGGUGAUACAGAGAGACAGCAGGGAGGCAGGCAGAAGUGGUGGUGGUUGCUGUGAUUAUGUAGUUUGGUUGGUUUGGUGGUGGUUGCCAGGUACCAUACAGUGGUACACACACGGUACGGGUACGGUGACCUGGGGUGGGUGUGGGUGGAGUUGGAGGGGAACCGGAGCUGGAGCCGGCUGGAGCUGGAGCUGGAGCUGGAGCUGGAGAGGAGACGGACGGAGAUGGAGAUGGAGAUGGAGAUGACAGGAAAGAUGGGACGAAGGGAAAAGAAAUACUGGGGGGGCGUCGGGAGAAGGAUUCUGGCGCGCGGUAUCA
This is a messenger RNA of Aspergillus heteromorphus CBS 117.55, 682 nucleotides long. RefSeq lists its product as uncharacterized. The record is from RefSeq and is a predicted model, not a curated record. Lineage: Eukaryota; Fungi; Ascomycota; Eurotiomycetes; Eurotiales; Aspergillaceae. The transcript has a single exon. The coding region runs from base 248 to 610 and encodes 120 amino acids.